AUGGCAGGAGUCAUCGGCAUUGCCGAUCUGAACCAUGAUCAUGUGGCUCCCUUCAGAUCCAUCAUCCCUUUUGAGAAUGACUUCAGAAAUUUGCUCAAAGAGAAAGAGGAGGAGUUUGCUGAUAUCGCUGCAAAUGUCCCCGACCAUCCCGCUGUGCGGCGCAAGAAGCAAUUUCUUCCCACGAGACUGGCAUACUCUCUGGAUACCCCGAAUGAGACUAUCUCAAACGAUGACAUAGAUCGUGCAAGGAUUCUUCUUGACGGUCUCCGGGCGCUGGUGAAAUUUUUGGAUACAGAUCUUCAAGAUCUCGUCAGGUCGUACAGGGGCUUGGAGCGCGGCCGUCUUGACAGCAGCAUCACAAGGUUGCCAUUCUCGUAUCUUUGGUACUUGUUCAAACCCGGCCAGGAGGUUGUUACCAGGCAUCCAAAGCGUCAAGUCUACCGCGUGCUACAAGUCUGUGGCGGGAGGAAGUCAUUGGUACCGAGGGCUGAGUCGAAAACACCUUUUCAAAAAACUGUUUCGGACCUCGUUAUCGAUUGCUUCUACCUGGACUUUGAUGGCAAACAAUUUGGGCCAAUGCCCCAUACAAUUUCUAUCAGGCCAUACGAUGACCUCCUUCCUGUCAGCAAUCUACCUGUCUACCCGCUCAUAUAUGAGGAAGAACCGAUCAAGACUUCACUCAUCGCCAGAGGCAAGAAGUUCGAAGAACUAGCGCACGUAAGCCAUCGCAGAUAUAAAGGGCUUAGCCUAAAAGAGGACGAUUUAUUUGACAGAAUAGAGGAGAUUGACAGCGAUGUCAUGAUAGAUUUCGACCUUGCGUUCCGGAACAGUGAGCCAAAAAUACCACUGCCCCAGUUCGGGGGUGGUAUCAUUGUAAGCCCAACGAACGAAGACGAUGAAGAAACAAAUGAGCCCCUGAAACGCGAUUCCCAUUACUCCCGGAUAUGGUAUGACGACGCGGAGAUCCUCAAGUCAAGAUGGUCUCAAUUUACUCACAACACGGACCUUCUCCAAACUCACUUACCGGGUGCUUUGACGGAGAGUCGUCACUUAUUGCUUCCCCCUAGAGUCUACGGAUACGUGCUCCUUAGCCGGAAGUGGUAUCCCCUUGAUAUCAAUCUGGUCAAGAUGGUGCCAAAGUUAGAGGCGGGCGAGAAAGAUGGGUUCGAGAAGCUUGUUUUGCCACCUGGUCACAAGGAUAUUGUGCGCGCCCUUGUGAGGACUCAUGCUCGACAGAUCGCUGCAGAUGGUACUACAGAGGUCAGACAGUCAAAGAGAGAAUUUGAUGUCGUCAAAGGAAAGGGAAGAGGCCUCAUCAUCCUUCUGCAUGGAGCCCCAGGAGUAGGAAAAACUUCGACUGCGGAGUGCGUCGCUGCCAACGCUGGCAAGCCGCUGCUUCCUAUCACUUGCGGUGACCUUGGAGGAAAUACAGCUCAGGAGGUUGAAAAUAACCUCGAGAAAUUCUUCGACCUUGCGAGGAAGUGGAACUGCGUUUUGCUGUUGGAUGAAGCCGAUGUCUUUCUCAGUGCGCGAGAAAAGGGAGAUAUCAGACAGAACAGUCUUGUCUCAGUGUUCUUGAGAGUUCUGGAGUAUUAUUCUGGGAUUCUCAUCUUGACGACGAACCGAGUCGGCUCUUUCGACGAGGCCAUCAAAUCUCGCGUUCACUGUGCUCUAUACUAUCCACCCUUGGACGAGGACCAGACUUUCCAGGUCUGGACGAUGAAUCUGGACGCUCUCGAGGAUCGCAACAAGAAGUCAGAUGGCAAAUUUCGUGUACGAUUUGAUCGCAAGGAGAUUGAGGACUAUUCCCGUCGACAUUGGAAGAAAAAGAAGGGAGGAUCGAGAUGGAACGGGAGACAAAUCAAGAACGCCUUUCAGACUGCCGUUGCACUCGCUGAUUGGGACAACAUCAAAUACUCCGGCGAUGACGGCCACCCUGACGGGCCACUACUAGAAAGGAGACAUUUUGAGACAGUUGCAACAGCGAGCGACCAUUUCGAUAAAUACCUGGGAAAGGUCCGUGGAGGGGACGAUGAACGAGCCAAGGGGUCGGAAGUCCGCCGCGACGACAUCACAAACGAUCUGGACGAUGAACCGGGCUCGACGAAGAAGAAGCCCAAGAACAAAAGGUCUUCCAAGAACAAGACCAAGCCCAAGUCUCCCGAACCGUCGGAUGACAGCUCUUCUGAGGAAUCCUCCUCGGAGAGUGAUUCUUCCACCAGUGGCAGUGGAAGCGAGACAGAGGACGCAGUGCCAAAACAGCCCCCGGCGCCACCUCCUGAGAUCCCGAAGAAGAAAUCAAGCAAGAAGAAACAUCGCAAGGAAUGA
This is a messenger RNA of Ilyonectria robusta, 2328 nucleotides long. RefSeq lists its product as uncharacterized. The transcript has 4 exons. The record is from RefSeq and is a predicted model, not a curated record. Gene Ontology annotation, molecular function: ATP hydrolysis activity; ATP binding. NCBI's taxonomy places the organism in Eukaryota, Fungi, Ascomycota, Sordariomycetes, Hypocreales, Nectriaceae. Bases 1 to 2328 code for a protein of 775 amino acids.